Molecule: messenger RNA, 3171 nt
Organism: Trachemys scripta elegans
Lineage: Eukaryota; Metazoa; Chordata; Testudines; Emydidae
Gene: ICAM5
Product: intercellular adhesion molecule 5
Exons: 10
Coding region: 93-2474 (793 amino acids)
Biological process (GO): cell-cell adhesion
Cellular component (GO): membrane
Molecular function (GO): integrin binding
Source: RefSeq, a predicted model, not a curated record
CGCCUGGAUAGCAAGUCCCAGCGCCGCCAAUCCCGAGCCCUGCGCCCCGCGCUCCCCCGCGCAGCGCAGCGCAGCGCGGCGCGUCCUCAGCCAUGCGGCUCCGGCAGCUCGGGGCCCUGCUGCUGCUCCUGGCGCUCCCAGGGGCUGCAGAACCAUCCUUUAAUGUGAGCGUUUGGCCGGAAGAUGCCGUGGUGGAGCACGGAGGCUCCAUCUGGUUAAACUGCAGCCACACGUGCUGGGAUCCUGGUGCCCGGGGCGGCCUGGAGACCUCGCUCACCAAAGCCGAACAUAAAAAGGGAUCCAGCUGGAUGGCCCAGGAGCUGGUCAAUAUCCGGGAGUGGGUGUCGGUCGUUCAGUGCUACAUCAACUGCAAUGGAAGCAUAACACUUGCAUAUGCCAAUAUCACCACUUACCAGGUGCCGGAGCGGGUGGUGCUGGAGCCGCUCCCCGAGAUGGAGCUGGGCCAGGCCUAUAACCUGAAGUGCCGGGUUCUGAACGUGGCUCCCGUCACACACCUCACCGUGACCCUCCGCCGGGGGGGACAGACCCUGCACACGGAGACCUUCCAGAACCGCACCGGGACCAGACCCGACAACGUCACGGUGACCCAUGAGAUCACCCCUCAGCGACAGGACCACGGGCAGGAGAUCACCUGCCACGCCGCCCUGGACCUGACACCGCACGGGCAGCUUUUGCAAUUCUCCUCCCCUGCGGUGGAGCUCAGGGUUUUUGAUCUCCCGGAGGAGCCCCGGCUCCAAACCUCCCUCUAUAUCGAGGUGGGCACCAAGGCGCUCGCCCGCUGUGGGGUGGCCGGAGUCUUCCCCGUCGCGGGAGAGGCCCGGUUCAACCUGUCCUUUCGGGGAGAGAGCCUGAACUUCACCGUCACCACGUCGGGCGACAGGGCCACCGCCCAGGGCGAGGUUUGGUCCCCGUCCCCGGGACAGCACCAGCUGAACUGCACCGUGUCCGUGGGGCCCGUGUCCAGAUCCGCAGGGCAGAGCGUUCUCGUUUACAGUUUCCCUCAGCCCGUCCUGGAGAUCGACCAGCCACAGGCCCUCGUGAACAGGAACGUGAGCAUCACGUGCCUUUCCCCUGCCUCCCAGCCCCCCGGCAUGACGCUACAGCUCAGAGACGCCGAGCGAACCCUGGCGUCCGGGCACCCGCCCCGCCUGCAGCUCACGCUGACGACCCGCAAGAGAGACAACGGGAGGCAAUUCACGUGUGAAGGGAACCUCAUGCUGGGCAACCAUUCCCUCGUAAAGAACACGUCCGCCCAGCUCGUCGUCCUCUACGCGCCUACGCUGGAUGAGCCCGGCUGCCCAAGUCACCAGACAUGGCUCGAGGGGACCCCGCAGCAGCUGGCCUGUGAAGCCGAUGGCAACCCGACGCCGGAGGUCUCCUGCAGCAAGGACAGCCCGGUGUACGCUACCGGCGGCGUGCAGAACGUCACGAGAGGCCACGCGGGGCUGUAUCACUGCCGCGCCACCAAUGCCCACGGGACGGACGACAGGAACGUGACAAUCCAUGUCGAAUAUGGGCCUGAAAUAGACGAUGCCGGCUGUGCCGGGACCCGGACCUGGGUGGAGGGGACGGAGCAAAGCUUGGCCUGCCUGGCGCGGGGGAACCCAGCACCGGCCGUGGUGUGCACGAAGGACGGGGUGCCCUAUGAUGUGGGGGUGCAGCAUCGGGUGGUGAGAGAGCAUGCUGGGACCUACCACUGCAACGCCACCAACGCCCGCGGCUCGGUCAGCCGGGACGUGACCGUCCAGGUGGAGUACAAGCCCACCAUGGACGAGUCCAGCUGCCCCAGUACCCAGGCGUGGCUGGAGGGGACCCUGCACACCCUGGCCUGUGAGGCGGACGGGAUCCACGUCCCAUGCACCAAAGAGGGAGCAGCCGACGAGUUUGGCGGCGAGCGGAACGUGAGCAGGAAUGACUCCGGCACCUACCAGUGCACGGCCAGGAACCGCCACGGGUCGGCGACGAGGGUGGUCACCGUGCGGGUGGAAUACAGGCCCGUUGUCUUGCUCCUGGCCAUCAGCCCUUCCGCCACCGUCCCACGCGGCACCAGCUUCAACAUCAGCUGCCGCGCCGAGGGCUCCCCGGCACCCGCCUACCGCUGGACCGUGCCCCCCGCCCCCAACGUCCACUGCUCGGCCGAUAACAGCACCGUGAGUGUGGCCGGCGCUGACCGGCACAACCGCGGCGUUUACGUCUGCAGAGUCUCCAACGCCCAUGGGCAGCACCUGGGUCAGGUCCAAAUCCAGGUGACAGAUCACAGAUUCAUCGUCGCCGCCCUGAUCGCGGGGGCGGCUGUGCUGCUGCUGGGUGGGACGGCCGGGCUCGUCUAUUACCUCAAAUCCACCGCCUGCAAGAAGGGCGAGUACAACGUGCAGGACGCCGAGAGCUCCUCGAAAGCCGCCUGCCUCGGCCGCGACGGUACCGUCUACGGGAUACAACUCACCCAGACCUGAGCCGGCCGGCGGCUGGAGCCACCCACAUGGGGCUGCUGGAGGGGAACCCGGCGGUGCGUCCCUGGGGCCGGGCUGCCUGGUUUGUUUGGUUGGUCGUUGUUGCAUCCGUCCUCUAGCCACUUUGGAAGCUCCGGCCGAGCUGUGUUCUUGGUCCAGACCCGGCCUGUCUCCGUCCAGCCACCUCCUCAUGCAGCUUCUGCCCUCGGAUCUGCUCUGCCCUUUUCCCUUCCCCGGCCCUGCCCCGUGGCCCUGGUGGAACUUCCGGCUUGUCGCCGAUCCAGACAGCUGGUGUCUUGCCUUAAAUAUCCGUUCUCCGGCUUGGGGAAAUGGGUCAUGAGCUGGCCCCAACCAGGCCAUGACUGUACUGGAGCGUGCGGGGGGGAGGGAGGGGGUUGCCUAACCCAGCGCCUGGGGGGACUGGCACGGGCAGGGGAGAAUGGGUACGGCACCCGCUGGGAUCCGAACGUCUAGGUUCCAGAUUCCAACCCGGGGGCAGGCAGGGGCCACCAAACACAGUCAGGGGCCUGUGGGGAAACGAAUGUGCUGGGUCUCCGUCCCCGUGCUAGCAGGAACGGGCCAGUCUGUCCUCAGAUAUGAGAACAGAAGAACGGCCAGCCUGGGUCAGACCAAAAGUCCAUCCAGCCCAGUGUCCUGUCCUCUGACAGUGGCCAGUGCCAGAUGCCCCAGAGGGAAUGAA